Oikopleura dioica is the source of this 765-nucleotide messenger RNA. The record is from the annotation of a GenBank genome assembly. NCBI's taxonomy places the organism in Eukaryota, Metazoa, Chordata, Appendicularia, Copelata, Oikopleuridae.
AUGGAGUGGUUUGAAUCUACGAAACACAGGGUCAGGCUCUGGGUAGCCGAGAAGUUUCCUACUCUUCAUGAACAAGCACAAGUAGAAGUAAACGAGUCAAAUUCGCGCAAAGUCUUUUUCCUGCACCAACUCCCCCCUGGCGAGGAGCAACCUUCAGUCCGAAUCGACAAUACGAUUUCUUCAAACAAAUACACCAUCAUAACAUUUCUUCCUCAUAAUUUAUUCGAACAGUUUCAUCGAGUUGCGAAUUUCUAUUUUCUAUUUAUUUUCAUCAUGGAAGUCGUGAUGGAUUCGCCUGUUUCGCCGUAUACCUCUGGUCUUCCGCUUUCCUUCGUCGUCUGUAUCACUGCAAUUAAGCAAGCUUAUGAAGAUUACCUUCGUUACCGCGAAGACAAGAAGGAAAACAACAAGCUGAUUUACGUAGUCCGCAGCGGCGUUCUCGUCCAAGACCGUUGCAUGAACAUACGCCCGGGCGAUAUUGUGCGCGUGAGUGAAGGCGAAACAGUCCCAGCGGAUUUGGUCUUGAUUUCUUCCAGCGAUCCGACUUAUCAUGCUUAUUAUAGCACAGCCGCGCUGGAUGGCGAGUCGAAUCUAAAAGAAGCCUCGGCGCUGAAAAAGACACAGUUUUUCAAUACUCCGGCUGAAAUUACGCAGAUCCGAUGCUAUUGCGAAGUUCAAGCGCCGAAUCCCGAGCUGUAUCGUUUCGCAGGACGAGCUGUUUUCAACUAUGGAGUCGGAGGCGAAAACGAAGAGAUCUUUCCCUAA